UCUACAACCUUGCUGAGUCGCUGUGAGCAACGCCGUCUGAACAAAGAUGGCCGCGAGGGGCCCAUCGAGACGUACCGGCAGCUCCUCUGCUACCCCAGCCGCAGAGGGCAGCAGUCGUCUCACCGGCAACGGCAGUAGCAGCGGCACUCCCGCCUUGCCCCUCCCUUCCGCCUCUACUCCCUCCGCUAGCACGAAUAGCAAUCUUCUCCCCUUCGCUCGGACAAUUGUCCGCUCGAUCGUUCCUGCCAACGAUGAACCGCUAGAUGAAGGAGAUGCUCUCAUUAUCCUGGCAAGGGGACUGGGUCUGAGAUCCAUUGUAGCGAGCAUCCUCAAGAUCUAUGAUGCACCCACCAACUUGGUCCUGGUGGUCAAUGCUCGGCCAGACGAGGAGACGGGCUUGACGGAGGACCUGACUUCGCUAGGAGUGAGGAAGCCGGGCUUGCGUAUCAUCACAUCCGAUACGCCUACUGCAAAGAGGCCAGGCAUCUAUGCUUCUGGCGGUUUGAUCUCAGUGACAUCACGUAUUCUAUGCGUAGAUAUGCUGAACAAGACUGUUCCGGUGGAUCUCAUCACCGGUAUCGUAGUCCUCCACGCCGAAGACGUCACGCCUACCUCAUCGGUAGCGUUCAUUGCUCGAAUCUACCGACGUACGAACAAGGAUGGCUUCCUCAAGGCAUUCUCAGACGAUGCGGACUCCUUCGCUAUGGGUCUGAGUCCUUUGCAGACUGUGAUGGGACAAUUGCAGAUUCGUAAGGUCGAGCUCUGGCCCCGAUUUCACCGGUCCAUCAUCCGCGAUCUGGGUGAGCGCAAAGCAGACGUCGUAGAGCUACAUCAGCCGCUCAGCCGCUCCAUGAAGCGGAUACAAGACAGUAUUGUGGAAUGUCUCGAUGCUACACUCAAUGAGGUCAAGCGGUCCGUCUCCGGAGUCGAAGUCGAAGAGUACACGCUAGAAAACGCAAUCUUCCGAGCAUUCGACGUCAUCGUUGAACGUCAGCUCCAGCCGCGGUGGCAUCAGCUCAGCAACAAGAUGAAGAGAUUGGUCAAUGACCUGAAAAAGCUACGACACCUCCUGAGCCACCUCAUCUCGUACGAUGCUAUUACCUUUCUUAAGCUUCUCGAGAUCACUCAAGCUGGUGAAAGCAAACGGCUCAGCGGCUUUAAUCAGGACAACAGAAGUCCUUGGCUGGACACAGAUGCCGCCAAUGUCAUCUUCCGUGAAGCCAAAGCUCGAGUGUACAUCGGCGACGUCAUGUCCGAGGAGGAAGAGGAGAGGGAAAAGCAGACGCGUAUGGCCAAAGUGACGAAUGACCCGAUUGAGGUCGACUCAGAUGAAGAGGAAGCUGCCUUUGGCGGUCGACCUAAGAAAAGCAAGAACGCAAGUGGAAGGCGGCCUUGGUGGCUUCCCCCAGGUAUCGAGCCAAUCCUCGAAGAACAACCAAAGUGGCAGCUCUUGCGAGAAGUUCUGGACGAGGUCGAACAGGAAAUCUACUUUAGCGAGAACAAGGAAGGCUUAGCAGCCCCAAACAAUACUAUCCUGAUCAUGACGAGUACCGAUCGCACACGCGCACAAGUGCAGUCAUAUCUUUCGACGAUGAACGAAUCCAUGAUCGGCGAACCAGACGAGCCGGACGACGACGCAGAAGUGCCAGCGGCGCCGGCCAGGAAAAUGAUGAUGCGUUCUUUCCAGUACUACCUCAAGGACAAGGCCGGCUUGGGAGACAUGGCGGACACGUGGGAAACGCUGGUGGGCGGCGGCAGUGACACCAACGGCAGUACUCGGCCUAGCUCUGUUGCUGCAAGCGCCGCUUCGAACCCAGACAAGGAUGGUGCACAGUCAUUCGAAAGCGAUGCUCUCAAGCGCAAACAGAUUUGGGAGCGAGGAGCAGCUCCCCCGAACAAGCGAAGGCGGCAAAGAGGUGCGGCCGUGAGCGCUGCAGGCUCGUCGCGCUCCGCAGCUACAGCUGCUGAGAGAUUUGAGAAGGAGGCGAUGGAGUUGUCAGAGUUCCAGAAACGAGCACAAGCGAUGGCGGUUGACGACGACGACGAUGAACUUGGGCUAGAUGGCGGGAACUCUGACGACGAGGAUGAUUUUGAGAUCACUGGUGUCCACCAAAUCCCAGACCAGCUAUCGUCGGCAGAGUUCGACAACUUCUUUGGUAUCCUCACUCUGGACGAUUUGGUCGUCGUGCGGACCUAUCGAGGAGACAGUGAUGACUACGUCCUGCAAGAGCUGCGGCCACGCUUCAUCAUCAUGUAUGACCCCGACGCCGCUUUUGUCCGCCGGAUCGAGAUGUAUCGCAGCACCACUGCUGGCGUCAACCCUCGCGUCUACUUUCUGCUCUAUGCAGAGUCAAUUGAGGAGCAGCGAUACCUCUCCUCAAUCAGAAGGGAGAAGGAGAGCUUCGAGAAGCUGAUUCGAGAGAGGUCGAUCAUGGCUUUGCCUCUGCAGGCAGAUGGUCGACCGGCAGUGGAGAGUGCGGACGAUCGAUUCCUGCGCACCAUCAACAGUAGGAUUGCCGGUGGGCAGAGAGGCGUGACUCAAGAGCCACCGCGGAUCAUCGUCGACAUGCGAGAGUUCAAUUCCUCUUUGGCAAGCAUGCUCGACCUGGCCGGAAUCAUCGUCAUCCCACGCACCCUCACCAUUGGAGACUACGUCCUGAGUCCGCAAAUGUGCGUGGAGCGCAAAGCGAUUCUCGACUUGAUCCAAUCGCUCAACAAUGGUCGACUGUACAGUCAGUGCGAAGGGAUGACGCUGCACUACCUGCACCCCAUCCUCCUCAUCGAAUUCGGUCAAGACAAGUCCUUCUCCUUGCAGAGUGUGCAAACUGCCAAGAGUGGUCCAAAGAGCAAGCAACAACUCGUAGCGACGAAGAUGGACCCCACUGAACUGGACACGCAGACCAAGCUAGUCAUGCUCAUCAUUGCCUUUCCCCGACUCAAGAUCGUCUGGUCUCCCAGCUCCUCUGCCACUGCAGACAUAUUCGCCGAAUUGAAGAGCACCUACGAGGAGCCAGACGCAGACAAGGCCGCUGGACUCGGAGUUGAUUCUGAAAACGUCGGGACGUACAAUACCACUCCGCAGGACAUCCUCUUGAUGAUGCCUGGUAUCACUACGAAGAAUUACCGAUACGUGCAGAAUAACGUGAAAGAUCUAGAGGAAUUGUGCGAUCUUGACCUCGAGGAGAUUCAGGAAUUGAUUGGAAUUGAACCGGGUAGGAAAUUGCAUAACUUCAUAGUGGAGAAUGUCAAGGGAAAUAGCGGAGGGGUGCAGGUUUGGAGGGGAAGGGGAGGGAAUUGGCGACGGAGUGGGAGAGCUGGUCGCGGUUAUGGUGGUGGUGGUAGUGGUGGGAGAGGGUUCCGAGGGUUCAAUGCAAGGCGUUAGAAGACAAUGUAGCAUUACAAAGAACAGUGUUGCAAAGAUACGAUGAUAGUGCUACCACGGCACAUCCUC
Messenger RNA from Microstroma glucosiphilum, 3451 nucleotides. RefSeq lists its product as hypothetical. Bases 47 to 3382 code for a protein of 1111 amino acids. The record is from RefSeq and is a predicted model, not a curated record. Gene Ontology annotation, cellular component: nucleotide-excision repair factor 1 complex. NCBI's taxonomy places the organism in Eukaryota, Fungi, Basidiomycota, Exobasidiomycetes, Microstromatales, Microstromataceae. Gene Ontology annotation, biological process: double-strand break repair via homologous recombination; resolution of meiotic recombination intermediates; nucleotide-excision repair involved in interstrand cross-link repair. Gene Ontology annotation, molecular function: damaged DNA binding; single-stranded DNA binding; single-stranded DNA endonuclease activity. The transcript is spliced from 2 exons.